This is a messenger RNA of Topomyia yanbarensis, 4016 nucleotides long. RefSeq names its product sodium channel protein Nach (gene ppk22). Lineage: Eukaryota; Metazoa; Arthropoda; Insecta; Diptera; Culicidae. The record is from RefSeq and is a predicted model, not a curated record. Gene Ontology annotation, biological process: sodium ion transmembrane transport. The transcript is spliced from 8 exons. Gene Ontology annotation, cellular component: membrane. The coding region runs from base 305 to 1969 and encodes 554 amino acids. Gene Ontology annotation, molecular function: ligand-gated sodium channel activity.
AGCACACCUAUGCAUGCUUAGGUACACACAUAUCGGCGAAAACAAUCAUCGGUGUACCUUUGAUGUUGCCGCACUCGGAUAAGCAAUCCAUACUGCACACCGUCCCUCCGCAACUGGGACCAAGCUAGAAUCAACUUAUUUCCGUCUUUACCGGGUUUUCUCUUCGAUUCACUCGCGAACAGUGGCCGUGUUCUGUGGUCGAAUGGGUGGAAUUUCCCGCCUGAAGGCAGGAUCUCGAACAAAAGUGAUAUUGUAGCCUUGCGGAGCAAUUUUGCCGUGAAGGUAAAAAAGAAGUUGCCACAGGAUGGUUCUUGAACUGAAAAAAAAUUCUAGCAGUAAUGGAAAAUUUUCUUCGAAUAUGUCAAGUGUAGUAUAUCCCUCAAACGGGAGGCACGAACGUAAAAAGAUGCAAUAUAGCUUUAAGUAUGAGUUGGUUCGACUGUGGAGUACUGUUUCAACUCAUUGCUAUAGACAGCUGGUACAGGAAGAUCGGAGCAUUUGGGAACGGCUGAUGUGGUUCCUCAUAAUAAUAGUGGAAACUGUCGCUUUGAUCAUCAUUCUGGUCACAGCCUGGAACAGUUUCACCUCUAACCCUCUGAUAACCACCCUGCACGACACUUUCUAUCCGAUAAAGAACGUCCCCUUUCCGGCGAUAGCCUUGUGUAACAACAAUCGAAUAUCCCGCGCAGCGGCCAUCAGCUAUGCGGAAAAUCUCAGCCGAAAGGAUCCGGCGAUGCGAAAUGUCAGUUUCUUUCUGAACCAGAUCCGCCUGUUGGGAAAGCUGUUCGAUUUUGACUACGAAAAGAUACAUCCAAUGACGGAGUUUCAGGAAUUUCUGGAUAUCUACGAUACAAACAACGUGUCCGGGAUGUUCAGUGCUUACGAUACCAUGGAGAAACUCUCACCCCGCUGUGAGCAGAUGCUGUUGCGUUGCUUCUGGAAAAGCAUCGAGUUACCGUGCAUGACGAAAAACGAAAUGAUUGAGGUGAGACGAACACAGUACGGAUUCUGUUGCACUUUCAACUUUAUUGGACACAACGAGGAUAACGAGAUUCAUCCGCCAUCGUACUUUUUGGAUGUUACGGGACCUGAAAUGGGAUUGGUACUGCUAUUGAAUGGCUCCAGCAACGAUUACUUUCACAAUCUGUUUAAUAACAUUGGAUUUAAGCUUCAAAUUUUCAACCCAUCGGAGAUUCCAGACAUUACAACGGGAGGAGUCAGCGAGCAAUUUCUGCAUCUGGGCACUGAAACGUUCGUCCGAGUGGAUGCUACCACUAUAGAAAGCGAGAUAGACGUGCGUAGAUACUCGAGAAAAACGCGCCAGUGCGUUUUCCGCAACGAGCUGCUUAGAUACGGCGGUCGCUAUGGGAGAAGCAACUGCGUUGCCGCCUGCCGCAUCCGAAGUGUGGUGGCCCUGUGCGAAUGCGUUCCAUUUUACAUGCCGAUAUCGGGCAGUGCCAGCGACAGGUCCGUAACCAUCUGUAAUCUACAGCACAUCGUGUGUUUGAACAAGUACAAAAUAAAAUGGUCCACCGUCAUAACGGAAAUUACGCCUAUCCCUGGUCUGGAGAAGGAAAUGGAAGAGUCGUUGUACUGCCCGGAAUGUUUACCCUCUUGUUCCGACAGCAAGUAUCAAAUAUCCGCUACCGAGCUACCAUUGAUAAGGACCAGACGAAAAGGCUUCAGUGUUACUCACGGGAUCGAGGACGUUUCAGAAGUCAGCGUGGUACGUAUCUUUUUCGGACAGCCUGAAACGUUGCUGUAUAAGCAGGAUGUUGUGUUCUAUUGGUUCGAGAUCUUUAGCAACUUUGGUGGCAUGUGCGGUAUCAUGGCUGGGUUGUCGCUGAUAAGCAUUUCGGAAAAUGUUUACUUCAUCAUCCGACAGUUUGUAUUGGUUUUGCUGGACAAAUCGAGCCGGUGGCGUCAAAGGAGCCGACGAAAUCGAGUGGCGGCACAAAUUUUGGACUGAAUUUAAAUUCCCAUCAGGCGACGACCAUCGUCAACGAACGUCGUUCUGCUUGCUUUCACGGUGACAGCGACACUGGGAUACAGCGUCAGCUGUUACACAUCGUAGAUACCAAUAACUGACCAAUAGGCGAUGGUUUCUGUCCACUCUACCGGAUAAUGGUACGAUAAUAUGCGCACGGAUGUUGGUCUGUCAUCAGGUACCGCUACACGAGGAUGAUUUUUCGAGACCGGUUCCACAGCAACCAGCCCCGCACACAAGCACGGGUCAACCGGGUGCACAAUGUAGAUUAAAAUUUGAUUAACAUUUACCACUUUGGCGUUUUACCUGUUUGUUCAGCACUUGAGCAUUGGGAUGAGGUAGAAUAUAUUGAAUAACACGUCCUCUUCGCACAGUUUGGUGUGACCAUUGUCGGUAGCUGAUGUCGACCGGAAGAUCAUGACAAUCGAAUAAAUAUUUCAAGAGGACAUGUUUUUGUUUAUCAAUGUUUAUAGCAUGUAACGAGUCCUGAAAAGCGGGUUGUUUAAAAUGCAACUAGUUUGUCCGGUUACCAAAGUUAUCGUGUGUCACCCAAACAGCAAAGCUUUGCCACACCGCAGCCCACAAUGAUUGGGCGAACGCGUUUAUAAUUAUAUAUUACACAAUGGCAGUGGAAAUGUUUUGCCUAGAUUAUCUAACCAACACUGACCGGAACGAGAUCUCGCCUAACCGUAACCACGUUAUCGAAAACAGAAAAAAACCAGGAUGGGAAUCGAUUUUCCAAAUUCAAUUAGUGACAGCUCGUGAAGUUCGCGGGAACCGGCUGGAAAUGGUAUAAUUUGCAACGAUUAAAGCAAUAAACAGUAAUUAUGCAUUAACUAGAGGCUAAAGUGCAAACGAAAAGCUGACGGAUGGUAGGGUACAUAUAUCGUCCUACACACGUGUUCUCUCGUAAUCCAGUUACAGCUCAACUGUUUUUGCUUAUCACGGUUAAUUGGUCAGUAUUUGAUCCUGUAAGCGCUGUAUUCACAGUUAGACCAAGUGACUACAAAUUCAGAUAAACGCGUACUUUGGAGCUUAAGGCCCAAUAAAUUUUCUUUGCACAUGUAUGAGAAUUGAAUGCUAGCUUGGUGGUAUUCGUAGGAGAAAUUGUACACUGGUUUGACACCGGUAUAUCCAUAUAAAACAUUUCUUAAACUAUAAAAUAAGAAUAUCAGUCGAUUUAUUAGAUUAUCAUGAUUCAAAUUCAAAUGCAAAAUAGUUAUUGGCACAAUUGACCGUGCAGUCAGUUUUUUGGCGAGCUCAAGCGAUUGUGUUUUGCACUGAUUUUGACAAAUAGGCACUUUUUUAUACUCAGUUCGUUUAUUUAAUAGCACAGAGAACAGACAUAUAAGCUAGAACAAACUUUUCCGAAAAACCUGUGUAAACAUUUAAAUGAAAAUACGUUGAAAAUCAUCAUCGCAUACAGGUUCGCAUGCGUGAGUCAUCAUUGUAUCCAAGUUCGCACACAAGUCGCGUAUAGCGAUUGCUGGCCGAUCGAAGCGCCAGCCAGUGCAGUGGCAAGUUGCUACUUGCUGUUGUCAUUUCAAAGUGACAGUUUUAUUUCUUACACAAGUUGAAAACAUUACUUGUAUGUCAGUUCUCAGUGACAUUACUAAUAAAGUACAAAAAAUACCGCAAAUUAUUCGAGUGGCUUCCAAAAAUAAAUUAUCAGCAUUGUUUUGACAAUUUCAAAAUUUUGGACGAUACAAUAUUUGAAUAAAACUUUUGUGAGAAAGCUGCGAUUUGGUCUGUUAUACAAUAUGACGAUGAAAUUAUGUGCCGAUUUCAUCGCUCCUUGCUUCAAUCAAUUUCAUCGAGUACUAGAUUCCAACAGAUUAAAUUUGUCGAUCAACAUGUUGAAGAGACACCUCCAUCGACGCAAACCAAGUUAGUCGAUAAAUUAACACUAGAACGUUGCACUGGGGUACAAAUGUACCCCACACCUUCUUUAGAGUCGUAUGAAGACGAGAAUUCGGCAUUUACCGAUUUGGGACCCUAACCAUAAUUCAAUUUAGAGUUCCUAGUAGUA